UGAACCAGGGACCAGGCAUUAAGAUGGAGAAAUAUCCUUUAUUCGUGGUUCUAUUUUGUGCUGCAUUCACGACCACUGUUCUUGGAUACCCGUAUGGUGAUGUAUCAAUAGCUUGUGACUCCAUGUUACCAGACCAUGGAGGUGCACCACAGAAGUCCUCCCCACCUUGUGUUAUAUCUGUGUCUUUUGACAGAUAUGAUCCAGGAAACGAAAUACAAGUGGUUCUAGAGGGAACAUCGCCAUCUGGAUUUAAAGCAUUUAUGUUACAAGCACGAGAACUUCAUGGAAAUGUUCCUGUUGGUACAUUUCGCAUCAUAGAUCGAAACACACAAGGCCGUGCAUGUGCCAAUAUUUCGAAUUCAGCAGUAAGUCAUACAAAUCCCACAGUAAAGUACCAAGUUAAAACUACCUGGGUUGCUCCUCGUAAUACGGGAAAGAUACGACUUGUGGGAACUUUUAUCCAAGAUUAUGAUACCUAUUGGGUUGGCGUUCAUAGCAAAACCCUCUCACCCAGGUAUUCAGAUGCAGCUAAUGAUUCCAGAACUGUCAAUGGUUCUAUGACAACUAAUACCUCAGGGAUAGCCAAUGAUUCUGUAACAUCCAUUGUUUCUGAGAACACCACUGAUUCAGGCACGUAUAAUGAGAGUGAUGGAAAUUUUGAUUUCAACUCCUUGAUUGGGCCUGAGAUAGACUUUGAGACACCUGAGACAAACGAUGACUCCAACAGAGAAAAUGAGACACUUGAGAAAACCGAAGACCCCAAAAGAGGAAAUUCUACAAAGAAAAGCAGGAGGAAGUCCAUUGUGAAUUUGCAGAUAAAAUGUGGAGAGGGUGGAUCAGGCGGUGGUUCUUGUGGCCAGGGUUCAAAAGGAUACUCUCAGAGUGGGGGCAGCCAGUCUAAGGUUGUUGUAGUUAAACAAGGAAGCAGCAGUGGCUGUGUUGGGGGUGGAGUUGCAGAUGUUUACAGCAAACAUGCUUGCAGAGAUAGCGCAGCUGACAUUAGUGGUCAGUCUUCAUAUGGCCAGUCGGUGUCUGUAAAGAAAGGUCCCAAGGUGGUGUCCUACCCAGAGAGUCAACCUUUCCCACCCGAGCGUGAAACUUACUCAUCGGGUUCAUCUCCCCAAAGUGGCCCAUCAAAAGGCAUUCGUAUUACCAUUGAGAGUGGGGAAGGAGGCCGUGUGUGUGAUAAGACAUUACUGCCUCUUCUCAACAAAGUAAUUGCUGUUGCCUUUCUUUUACAGAGUUCAUCCUCCUAUAACAGCCAAGCUUGUAUCAAGGGCCAGUCUUCAGGUUCGCAGAGCAGCAGCAGCUAUGGCACACAGCAGAGUGGAUCUUCCUCAAGCCGUGGCAAACCUUGUGGUCAGGGAAUUACCCAUGACAGCAAUCCCUGCAAUCAGGACCAGUCAUCACAAAGUACAUACAACCAGGGCCAAUCAUCAUCUUCACAAAGCACUUACAACCAGGCUGGUUCCCAAUCUCAAGGCAACAGUAAUCCUUGUAACCCGAUGAAGCGCUUUCUCUUCUUUACAUUUCUGCUCUGUGGGAUCUUCGUUACACGAGUCCUCUGCCUUCCAUAUGGGAAUAUUUCACUAGCUUGUGAAUCGAUGUUGCCAGACCAAUCUGUUGAACCACAGGAAUCUGAAUCACCCUACCACAUUUCUGUAUCAUCAGACGAAUAUGACCCAGGAAGAGAAGUAAAAGUGAACAUAGAAGGAACGCCUGAUGUUGGAUUUAAAUGGUUUAUGCUGCAGGCUCGAGACAUUGAGGAAAACAUCCCAGUUGGUUCAUUUCAGAUCACAGAUCAAAAUACACAAGGUCUUGACUGUUUCAACCUUUCGAAUUCAGCAUUAAUUCAAACAAACUUGGAUGUGAAACAGAACGUAACAGCACAUUGGGUUUCACCUGAUGCUAAAAAGAUUCAAUUUAUAGCAACCAUCUUUCAAGAUCCUGAAAAAUACUGGGUUGUUGUUCCCAGUAUAGUCCUCUUUCCUAGAAAUUCCAGUGAGGCAGCAGAUGAUUCUGAAACUGAUCGUGAAUCUCAAUCAGCCCAAGUAUUACCCAAAAGCAGGAAGAAGUCUGCAGGUAUCACUCUAAGAAUAAACUGUGGCCAGGGUGGCAGUUAUGCAAGCAGCAGUGAGUGUACCAAGAUAUACCAGGGUUCCUCAUCUGGCACUUAUUCAGGCAGUCAGGGCGGUGUAGUGUACCAAGGAGGUACCAAAAAGGGUGGCUGCCUUGGUGGUGGAGUUUCAAGCGUCUACAGCAAGUAUGGCUGCCGAGAUGGAGGCAUAGACUACAAUAGCAACUCAUAUGGGCAGUCUGUGUCAACUGUAUCAGAUACCAAAAAGACUUUUCAGUAUCCUCCUAGCAAUCCCUACCCACCAGAAAGUGGACCAAAUGUGCGGGUCUGUGAUAAGGUUGUAUGA
Molecule: messenger RNA, 2423 nt
Organism: Euleptes europaea (tarantolino)
Lineage: Eukaryota; Metazoa; Chordata; Lepidosauria; Squamata; Sphaerodactylidae
Exons: 37
Coding region: 24-2423 (799 amino acids)
Molecular function (GO): oxidoreductase activity, acting on metal ions
Source: RefSeq, a predicted model, not a curated record